AUGGCUGAUGAAUAUGACGGGAGCCAGAUGGGCGACGAGAGUGCCACUGGGCCUGGUGCGCCCACGCCACUUUCAGCUUUGGAGGGAGUGGCUGGAAUAACCAAGCGUGAAAUCCAAAGCAUUGUUGAGGGCGGAUUCAACACAGUUGAGUCUGUGGCUUAUACCCCGCGCAGGGUUCUUGAGCAGAUUAAGGGCAUCUCAGAGCAGAAGGCGACCAAGAUUCUGGCCGAAGCGUCAAAACUUGUACCUAUGGGUUUCACAACGGCCACUGAAAUGCACCAACGGCGCAGUGAGCUCAUUUCUAUCACGACUGGAUCCAAGAACUUGGAUACGCUUUUAGCCGGAGGCAUUGAGACCGGGUCCGUCACUGAAUUAUUCGGAGAAUUCAGAACAGGAAAGAGUCAAAUCUGCCAUACUCUAGCUGUGACGUGUCAGCUGCCUUUCGACAUGGGUGGUGGUGAAGGCAAAUGCCUGUACAUUGAUACUGAGGGCACUUUCCGACCCGUUCGAUUAUUGGCGGUUGCCAACCGAUUUGGCCUCUCCGGAGAAGAAGUGUUGGACAAUGUUGCAUAUGCGAGAGCAUACAAUUCAGAUCACCAGCUUCAGCUUCUGAACCAGGCAGCGGCCAUGAUGUGCGAGACACGAUUCUCCCUUCUCAUUGUCGACAGCGCCACAUCACUCUAUCGUACAGACUUUACUGGCCGAGGCGAGCUCUCAAAUCGCCAGACACAUUUGGCCAAAUUUAUGAGAACGCUGCAACGGCUUGCGGACGAAUUCGGCAUUGCAGUAGUCAUUACAAACCAGGUCGUCGCGCAAGUCGAUGGUGGACCCAGCGCCAUGUUCAACCCCGACCCGAAGAAGCCAAUUGGCGGCAAUAUCAUUGCCCAUGCCAGUACGACGCGGAUCAGCUUGAAGAAGGGUCGUGCUGAGACUCGAAUUGCCAAGAUCUACGACAGCCCUUGCUUGCCGGAGAGCGAUACGCUGUUUGCCAUUGCUGAGGAUGGCAUUACUGAUCCUGCACCAAAGGACAUGGAUAAGGAUAAGGAUUAA
Messenger RNA from Trichoderma gamsii, 1050 nucleotides. Its product is annotated as DNA repair protein rhp51. Lineage: Eukaryota; Fungi; Ascomycota; Sordariomycetes; Hypocreales; Hypocreaceae. Gene Ontology annotation, biological process: mitotic recombination-dependent replication fork processing; reciprocal meiotic recombination; DNA recombinase assembly. The coding region runs from base 1 to 1050 and encodes 349 amino acids. The record is from RefSeq and is a predicted model, not a curated record. The transcript is spliced from 3 exons. Gene Ontology annotation, molecular function: single-stranded DNA binding; ATP binding; ATP hydrolysis activity. Gene Ontology annotation, cellular component: condensed nuclear chromosome.